Messenger RNA from Aedes albopictus (Asian tiger mosquito), 1632 nucleotides. RefSeq names its product putative GTP-binding protein 6. Lineage: Eukaryota; Metazoa; Arthropoda; Insecta; Diptera; Culicidae. The transcript has a single exon. The record is from RefSeq and is a predicted model, not a curated record. Bases 1 to 1575 code for a protein of 524 amino acids. Gene Ontology annotation, molecular function: ribosome binding; GTP binding. Gene Ontology annotation, cellular component: cytoplasm.
AUGGCAACUAGUUUGAUGGUGAGGCAAUGCCUCCGGGGGACGACCCCCAUCAUGCGGGGGAUGUUCUGGAGUAGGACAAUCGGAAAAUUGGAGGGAGUUUCAGCUAGUUUGAGGUGUAAAUAUACGGAUGCGAGUAAGUUCAAAGGAUUCAAGGGUAAGCACAAGGCGAUGGCGUUUGGGGACGAUGAGGAGCAGGACCGCGGUCCAGGAUCGGAACGGUUUGAUUUGGAGGACGCAGAGUACGAUGCCGUGGUGAAUAGUGCCAUGCGCGUACAGAAAAGGUUGCAGAAUGAGCAGAACGUGCUGGUGAUACAACCCUACGUCAAGUGGGGACCAAAGAAAUCUGGAAGUCAGCCGGAGUACCAGCUUCAGGAAGCGGAAGCACUGGUAAGGUCCCUGCCUAAGUGGAGAGUCGAGCAUAGCUUGAAAGUUCCUCUGGAAUCGCUGGAGAAGAAGCAACUUUUCGGAGCAGGGAAGCUGGAAGAACUUAAAACGAUUCUGAGUGACUUGCAAACAUCCGGAAAGCUGAUCACCUGCAUCUUCAUCAGCAAAGGAACCUUAACUCUUGGCCAGAAGCAGUUCCUGGAGCAACAGUUCAAACUACCCGUGAUGGAUCGAUACUCGGUGGUAAUACAGAUCCUCCGGCUACACGCCAUCAGCACCGAAGCCAAGCUCCAGGUUGCGAUGGCCGAAAUUCCCUACAUUUGGUCCCAGAUGAAAGACCAGGAGGGAUCCAAAGGGCGAAUCUACCUCACCGAGUCCCAGAAGCAAAUGCUCCGACUGCGAGAACGCAAGCUUAAAAAUGAACUGGCCACCAUCCGUUCCCAUCGGGAACUCCUCCGGAACAAACGAAAGCAGAAAGCUUACCCGAUCGUGGCGGUCGUUGGAUACACAAACGCCGGCAAAACGUCCCUAAUCAAAGCCCUCACGGAAGAGAAAUCCCUGGAACCGAAGGAUCAGCUUUUCGCCACCUUGGACGUAACGGCCCACGCCGGUCUUCUUCCGUGCAAGCUGGAAGUGCUCUUCAUGGACACCGUCGGCUUCAUGGCGGACAUUCCAACCGGGCUAAUCGAAUGUUUCGUGGCCACCCUAGAGGAUGCCAUGCUGGCCGACGUAAUCGUCCACGUCCAGGACGUUUCCCACGAAAAUUUCCUCCAGCAAAAGAAGCACGUCGAAACGACACUCGCUUCUCUCCUCAAGUCAUCCGGGGUGGCCCAAAGUCACCCACCUUUAGACAACGUCAUAAACGUGGGCAACAAGGUCGAUCUUUUGGCAACGCAAGGCAUCAAAACCCCAACCGGUAUCCAACAUUUGGUGUCAUCAAAAACCCUCCACGGCAUGCACGAACUGUUGGAGGAGAUCGAGCGGAAGAUUCUGGAAGUUACUGGCCGGCGGAAGAUCAUCAUACGGGUUCCGAUGGGCGGGUCGGAAGUUGCUUGGUUGUACAAAAACGCGGCAGUUACCGAGACGGCUGCCGAUCCGGAGGAUAGCCAGCGGAUGCUGGUCAGUGCGGUCAUUACGGAGGCGAAGCUGCAACAGUUCAGGCAUCAGUUUGUGAUCAGUAGGAAGGGGUGAUUGUGGGAUUGUUACAAUGUAGUUGUGAAAUAUAUUGAAUGUUUGAUUUAAUUAUGA